Messenger RNA from Suillus bovinus, 411 nucleotides. RefSeq lists its product as uncharacterized. Lineage: Eukaryota; Fungi; Basidiomycota; Agaricomycetes; Boletales; Suillaceae. Bases 1 to 411 code for a protein of 136 amino acids. The record is from RefSeq and is a predicted model, not a curated record. The transcript has a single exon.
AUGACCCUCACUGUGAUGGAUGAAGCUCCAAAAGCAGUGCUUGUUCCAUCUGUAGGCAAAUGUGCCUUAUCUGAGAACAGGGUGCAUGUAUUUGCCAAAGUAGAGGAUGAGGUCAUUGCGCAUCCAGAAGCCAUAUUAGCAAUCAUAGUCAUUAUCCACGAAGCGAUUACCUACCAGUGUCCUACAGACAUUUCAGUCACAUCAAUUUCACUCCAUAAUGGUCACCACAAUCCCAAACCGCUUUCUCUCGCUGAUUUCCUUCAGUUAUUCUCUACACCACAAGGGUUCAACCAGCCAAUCAGGGUCGCUGAUCAUGACUGGACUCACCUGGAUUCUGUGGAGUCUUUUGUAUGGGUGAAAGGUGACGGGGAGGGGCAACUGUACCAACAAUGGUUGAGGGUGGUUUGCUGA